Molecule: messenger RNA, 696 nt
Organism: Xenopus laevis (African clawed frog)
Lineage: Eukaryota; Metazoa; Chordata; Amphibia; Anura; Pipidae
Gene: mras.L
Product: muscle RAS oncogene homolog L homeolog
Exons: 6
Coding region: 68-694 (208 amino acids)
Biological process (GO): signal transduction
Cellular component (GO): plasma membrane; membrane
Molecular function (GO): GTPase activity; GTP binding
Source: RefSeq, marked provisional
CUGACAUGAGACAGUGCCCUGCCUAGUUCGGCCUGGAGGCCCCUGCUCAGGUACAAAAGGGGACAUUAUGGCAACGAGUGCUGUUCUGAGUGACAACCUCCCAACUUACAAGCUGGUAGUGGUGGGAGAUGGGGGUGUAGGAAAGAGCGCGCUCACCAUCCAGUUUUUCCAGAAGAUUUUUGUGCCUGAUUAUGACCCAACCAUAGAAGAUUCCUACCUAAAGCACACGGAGAUAGAUGGACAAUGGGCUAUACUAGAUGUGCUGGAUACGGCAGGCCAAGAAGAGUUCAGUGCCAUGAGGGAACAGUAUAUGAGGACUGGGGAUGGCUUCCUAAUCGUUUACUCAGUGACGGACAAAGCCAGCUUCGAGCAUGUGGACCGUUUUCACCAGCUUAUCCUCAGGGUGAAAGACAGAGAAUCCUUCCCUAUGAUUCUGGUGGCAAAUAAGGUGGAUCUGAUUCAUUUAAGGAAAGUCUCAAGUGAACAAGGCAAGGAGAUGGCCACAAAACACAAUAUUCCUUACAUUGAGACAAGUGCCAAGGAUCCACCUCAGAAUGUGGACAAGGCCUUCCAUGACCUUGUCAGAGUCAUUCGGCAGCAACUCCCAGACAAAAGCCAAAAGCGAAAGAGAAACACCAAGUGGAGAGGCGAUAGAGGGACCGGGGUUCACAGGCUGCAGUGUGUCGUAUUGUGACU